This is a messenger RNA of Ornithodoros turicata, 3526 nucleotides long. It is a transcript of the gene FIG4, whose product is annotated as polyphosphoinositide phosphatase-like. Gene Ontology annotation, cellular component: intracellular membrane-bounded organelle. Gene Ontology annotation, molecular function: phosphatidylinositol-3,5-bisphosphate 5-phosphatase activity. Lineage: Eukaryota; Metazoa; Arthropoda; Arachnida; Ixodida; Argasidae. Gene Ontology annotation, biological process: phosphatidylinositol dephosphorylation. The record is from RefSeq and is a predicted model, not a curated record. The transcript is spliced from 21 exons. Bases 115 to 2976 code for a protein of 953 amino acids.
GGUGUUUGUAUUCAUUCACGCGGUUACUGUCAGCUGUUCCAAUGUAACUGCUGAGCCGGACUGCAGGCCAAACCUUGAUUUUUGCAAACACGAUCGCGUGCCUCUACAUCCACCAUGAUAACUCCAGAGAGCAGUGAAACCAGCGUGCCAGAUGGUAGAGCUAAAUCCAUGCCAUCUACUGUGCCGCUGCUACCGGUGGUCAGCUGUAUUCAGAGGAUGGCACUCUAUGAAACCGCAUCGUGGUAUUACCUGGUAGGAUCUAACAACACGCAGACGAAAUUCCGAGUGCUCAAGAUUGACAGAUCGGAUCCUUACGAAUUGACUGUCAUUGACGAUAAGGUUGAGUACAACCGUGAUGAUAUCGGGGACUUCCUUGCUAUGAUUGGCAAGAAAGACAAACAAAUGAGGACAGGACAGAAGCCAGGCGUUGGACUCAAUCGAGCAUUAUCCGGUUUCGGUAUUGUUGGUUUUGUGAGUUUCCGUCAGGGAUACUACCUGAUCCUGAUCACCAAGAGGAGACGGAUUGCCAUAAUUGGGCACCACACAAUUUACAAGGUUGAGGACACCAACAUGGUUUACUUGCCAAACACUCCCGACAGCAGCUUGCAUCCUGAGGAGAGCAGAUAUGUAAAGACAUUCCAAAAUGUUGACCUUUCCAGCAAUUUUUACUUUAGUUAUAGCUAUGAUUUAACCCACACAUUACAAUACAACGUUACGCCUCUACGCUGUUUUACUGCUGCUGAGAAAAUGACAGCCAGCAAUUGCAACGUCAAGUUCUCCGAGGAGGAAUCCGAAAUUGAAGAACUCGACGCGUGGGACAUUCUACCUGUUGAUAAUUCUGUACGACCACCGUACAAGAUGCCUGGCAAGAGGCUGUCACACAUUGGCGGAGACAACGUAACGGAGGACAGAGCUAAAAUUCUAGUUGGCAACGUGCCCGGAGGUGAAUGUUUUGCAGGCCGCACGAAGCCGAACUGGAGGUACGUCUGGAACUCUUAUCUGUUGGAGCCAGUGGAACUCCACAGUGACUGGCUGCUGUACAUAACACAUGGGUUCGUUGGGCAAACGAAUAUCAGUGUGUACGGUCAUCCCAUCUACCUCACUCUCAUAGCACGGCGCUCGCAGAAGUUUUCUGGGACGCGAUUUCUGAAACGUGGAGCAAACUGCGAAGGUGACGUUGCAAAUGAAGUCGAAAAUGAGCAGAUCGUUCACGAUUCUUCCGUGUCUUCGUUCACGCGAGGAAAUUUCACGUCGUUUGUGCAAGUUCGGGGCUCUAUUCCCUUCAGCUGGUCACAGGACAUGUCCAAGAUGGUUCCAAAGCCUGCUAUUAAUCUGGAUCUGUUGGACCCAUACUGCUAUGCCGCAGGGCGCCAUUUCAACCUUUUGCUGCGCCAAUACGGUGCCCCUGUCAUUGCUCUGAACUUAGUGAAGAAGCGUGAGAAGCGACCCCAUGAGUGUCUGCUUAGCGAGCAGUUCAUUGCCAUCAUUGACUAUCUCAACCAGUUCCUACCUCGAGCACAUCACAUCGAGCACAUUGCUUUUGACAUGGCGCGCAACAACAAAAUGAAAAAAUCAAACGUGAUGGAUAAGCUGUCGGACAUCUCCUACUACAUCCUUCACAAGACGGGCAUAUUCCACACGAGAGGAAGGCAGUGCCCUCCUCCCCCUCAUUACUCCCUCGGUGGAAAGAUGACCCUCCAGGGAGCACGGCUGCAGACUGGCGUUGCGAGGGUCAACUGCGUCGAUUGCCUUGACCGCACGAAUACUGCUCAGUUUGCACUGGGAAAGUGUGCACUGGCCUUUCAGCUGAAUGCAUUGGGUGUCAUACCAAAACCGGACUUGGUCUUUGACACGGACACUGUGAGGAUGUUGGAAGUGCUAUAUGAGGACCAUGGAGACACUCUUGCUCUUCAGUAUGGCGGCUCCCAGUUGGUGCAUCGAGUGAAGACAUACAGAAAGAUUGCACCACUUUCAUCACACUCUAGGGACAUAAUGCAGACGCUUUCACGUUACUACAGCAACACAUUCUCAGAUGCUGACAAGCAGAACGCUAUCAACCUCUUCCUGGGGGUGUACAGACCUUCUCAACAUACAACACCUCUAUGGGACAUGAACACGGACUAUUACUUGCACAAUCCGGUACCAGCCGGAAAGUUACGGUGCCACAGGAACCCGUACACCUGCUGGUAUGAUGAGGAUGUGGUAAUCUCUCUACCUUUUGCUGCUGAAGAAGUCCUGAAGUGCCAAGGCAAAACCCUAAUGGAAGUCAUGAAACUGGAAGUCACCAAUGAAAAAGUAGAUGGAUUUUUAGAGCUGUAUCGACCUUUCGAAAUAUCUGUCCUCAACGAGCUCUUCAUGUUCAGCAUCAGCCACUCUGUGAGAGACAUCAUGCCAAACUCUGCUGUGGACUACAGUCCGUUCUCGGUGCGAAUUAGACCUGGAAAGCACACAGAGAAGGCUGGGAUGAAUAAGCCGACCAAUCCAUCGGUAACUGGGAUUUGGUCCACGACGUCGACGUCGAGCGGAGGCAGUGAUUCUGAGAGCGAUUCGGAUAGCGACGAAGAUCCCAUCUACGCCGUUGAUAGUGAUCAGUCAUCAUCAAAUGAUCUGUCACAAAAGGCUGCUACCUUCGAGUCUCUUUUCCGCACAAUGAAGCAGACUUACGGUGUAGAAAUUCAUAACCCAUCACCUUCUGACCUCACCACUUACAAAAGGUUUGUGACACUGGGAAGGCUGUCAGGAAUGUCGACCAGGAACGAUGCCAGCAGCAUCGCGGCACCCAAGCGUUCAGUCCAUCUGAUUCAUCAGAGUGCCUUUCCCAUAGACUCCGUAUACGAAGUGACCCCUCCGACCGUCACAAGAGUGGCGCGAGACAUCUACCAUAUGUAUGUACAGAGAGGCAAGACUGGUGCAACUGCCCCACUGCAGCAGUGCCUGGUUGCAUACCAGCGUUUCAUUGGCAGCAAAUAUCAAUAGAGGGACUGUAGUCCCUUCUUUUAUGUAAAUAUGUGCACAUAACCACAUUGCUUGCUUCGAGGAGCAGGGAAGCAUCGCUGCAAGGCCUAGCUGUGUCUCGUCGAGAACGCUGGAUGCAUUUCAUAGAUAUAUUUAUUUUUACGCUUUUAUACGGUGACUUCUACAAGCCCUGUAUAGUAUUUAUGCUAUUGAAGGAAUCUAGUCUUAUAGUAAUAUCAGUUCUAUCGAGUCUUGACAAUGGAUGGUGAUUCAUGAAGCAUGGACUUCGUCCAGGUGAAUAAAAUGUGUGUGGUACAAAGUACCACUCUGAAGACAAUAAUUGUCUGAAGACCAUGUUGUGAGAUGUUUAGAAACGUGACGUAGAUUAGUGACUCAAAUUGGGAAACAUCAACCACGUGGUACUGCUUCCAUAAACCUUUAUUCGCAUAUAAUGUGGAACAGUGUACUCAUGGGAGUAGAAAAGUGUAAGCAAUGAAUGGUGACCACUUUUCUUCACUUUGCUGGCUCCUGCUGUGAGAUCGUCAGCAUUAAAAGGACGACACCUUCUCGA